Molecule: messenger RNA, 1705 nt
Organism: Carassius auratus (goldfish)
Lineage: Eukaryota; Metazoa; Chordata; Actinopteri; Cypriniformes; Cyprinidae
Product: CD276 antigen-like
Exons: 4
Coding region: 128-910 (260 amino acids)
Biological process (GO): regulation of cytokine production; T cell receptor signaling pathway
Cellular component (GO): external side of plasma membrane
Molecular function (GO): signaling receptor binding
Source: RefSeq, a predicted model, not a curated record
GGAGCUGGCUCCGACGUCCGUUUAAACCCAUCUGUGAUGCAAUGAUACGAUACUAGCUACUUGUGGCAUCACAAUUAAACCAGAGCGGGUUUAACUUCCACAAGGUGUAGAAUCCUCAUCUGAAAGUAUGCUGUGUCGUUUUCUUCUGUUCUGGAUCUUACUGCGUUGUGCAGAUUGCUUUAGCGUCACGGUCCCCUCCAGUCCUGUUCUCGGGGUGCGUGGAGCCACAGCACAUCUUCCCUGUGCAUAUGAACCAGUCUCUGGCCUCUCUGAUUUGGUGAUCACAUGGCAACGGGAGGAAAACGCACAGGUGGUGCACAGCUUCUACUACGGGAGAGACCAGCUCGGUAGACAAAACCUUGAUUAUCAAAACCGGACAAAGUUAAAUCACCAGGACAUUCCUCAAGGAAACGCAUCCCUGAGUAUAGCCAGGUUUGGACUGAAGGAUGCAGGGAAGUAUGUGUGCAUAGUGAGCAACUCCAAGGGAACUGACAGAGGAGUGGUGCAUUUGGUCUACGCAGCUUUCUAUUCCGAGCCGAAGUUAAGCAUCGUUCUCAAUUCCCCCGAUGUGACUGUCCAGUAUGAGAUGGAGGCUUACCCGAGGCCAGAGGUCAUGUGGCAGGGGUCAGGAGGUCAGAACCUCACUGGCGAUGUGGAGGUUACAUCUGAAUCAGACGGAGGAGUGUUCUACUUAAAAAGCAGCUACAAAACCCAGAGUCCAGUGUUAAAUGUCACAUUUACUCUUGAAAACCCUGCUGUGCAUCAGAAGCUACAGAGGCAUGUUAACAUCAGCUAUGAUGGGAACUGGAGCUCCAGAACCCCAGUUGUGGUUCUGUCUACAUUGUGUUUUGUCCUCCUGUGCACGACAGGUCUGCUCUUAUGGUUAUACUGUCAUAACAAGCACAAAUGACCUCAUAUCCAUACAGGAAGGAUUGUUGAAAAGUAACUACUACUGCUCUUCCUAUAGUGCCUCCAACAUAAGUUGUUAUCCUUGUAUUUAAAUGAAUACUGCUGCUCUACUAGACUUUAUGCAAUACAGAUUUGGGAUGGAAACACAAGAAAAAAUGUUGAAGUGAUUUUUUUUUUUGUAGCCAUUACGUUGUUUGUUUCACUUUGCUGUCCUAAAUUCCUCAAAUUCACUAUAGCGACUGUAUCUUUAGUUGUUUAGUGAAACCCCCCCCCCCCCCACACACACACAAAAAGGUCAAUUUCAGGCCAUUUAGAGCAUUCCUAAAAAUAAGAGUGAGAAUGCUAUACUAUAAUGAAAUUAGAAUGGUUUACAUAAAUCAUAUUUUCAUGGCUUCUUUUGAAUGUCAGUUUAUGGAAAACAAUGUAAUUCUAAACCUAAAGUGACAACAUCAAACAAUAGUGUGACCCCGCUAAUCACCCCUAGCUUGAAUUUAAGAAAAGACUCUCGAUCUUUCUUACUCAAGAAAUUAUACACUUCAGCUUUAAAAAUGACAGCUCAAUGAAGAGUGAUAUAUUUUAAAACAUUGACUAUACAAAUGUUUAUGAAAUAUGCAUAUCACAAAGAAUAUUCAAGACAAAACACUCAUUGUACGCCAGCUGGUUUUGAAGAUUUUCACUAUGCACAGACUUGCUCGAAUUUACUUUCAUUGUAGCAUUAAUAUUAACAAGAUAUAUAUUUUUCAUUUUUAGCUUGAGUAUAAACAAUGAGCUUGACCAAGUGUGUUGUAUAUGAUUU